This is a messenger RNA of Cornus florida, 498 nucleotides long. RefSeq lists its product as uncharacterized. The record is from RefSeq and is a predicted model, not a curated record. Lineage: Eukaryota; Viridiplantae; Streptophyta; Magnoliopsida; Cornales; Cornaceae. Gene Ontology annotation, molecular function: nucleic acid binding. Bases 1 to 498 code for a protein of 165 amino acids. The transcript has a single exon.
AUGGACAAGCAAAAGCCUAACAAAGUAAUUCUCAACAUCCUUAAAAAGAUGAUUGAGAAUCAUCCAAAGGAGUGGUAUCACUUGCUUUCUGAGGCCCUUUGGGCUUACAGGAAUUCAAAAAGAUCAAGUACGGGUAUCACACCAUAUAUGCUUACUUAUGGACAUGAUGUCGUUCUUCCAAUGGAAAUGACAAUUAGGUCUGCAAGGGUAGCUUUCCAAAAUAGGCUAACUCUAGUAUAUUACAACUAUGCCAUGUUGGUGGAACUAGAAGACCUUAAUGAAGUCCGUCUAAAUGCCCUAGAUCAUAUUAUUGCUCAAAAGAAGAAAGUCAUGCGGGCAUAUAACAAGAAGGUUAAGGCAAAGACGUUUGUGGAAGGAGACUUGGUGUGGCAAGUCAAAUUUCCACCUGGAAUCAAAACUUUGGAAUAUAGAAAAUGGACUCCUAAUUGGAAUGGUCCUUACUUGGUGGAACGAGUCCUUGGAAAAAGGAGCUUAUAA